GCCGGCUCGGGGGCUGGGCUGUGCUAGGGGCGCGGCGCCAGCGCUGCGGAGGUGGCUCGGGGACCGCACCGCGCAGGGCGGGGACGCGGCCGCCUGCUUGGUUCCGGGUGCUGCCGCCGCGGCGCUGCCCAGAGCGCACUUGAUCCAGGUCAGGCUGCGGAGCAGCCCCGAGCGCCGCGGCGUCCUCCGACCCCUCCUUCCCCUCGCGACCGAUCCGUGGCUGGAGCCCGAGCCGGCGCCACCUCGCGCGCCCCCAGCCAUGGCUUUCGCCAAUUUCCGCCGCAUCCUGCGCCUGUCUACCUUCGAGAAAAGAAAGUCCCGCGAAUAUGAGCAUGUCCGUCGGGACGUGGACCCCAACGAGGUGUGGGAGAUCGUGGGCGAGCUGGGCGACGGCGCCUUCGGCAAGGUUUACAAGGCCAAGAAUAAGGAGACUGGUGCCUUGGCUGCUGCCAAAGUCAUUGAGACCAAGAGUGAGGAGGAGCUGGAGGACUACAUCGUGGAGAUUGAGAUCCUGGCCACCUGUGACCACCCCUACAUCGUGAAACUCCUGGGAGCCUACUAUUACGAUGGGAAGCUGUGGAUCAUGAUCGAGUUCUGUCCUGGGGGAGCCGUUGACGCCAUCAUGCUGGAGCUGGACAGAGGCCUCACUGAGCCCCAGAUUCAGGUUGUUUGCCGCCAGAUGCUAGAAGCCCUCACCUUUCUGCACAGCAAGAAGAUCAUCCACCGUGACCUGAAGGCUGGCAACGUGCUGAUGACCCUGGAGGGAGACAUCAGGCUGGCUGACUUUGGUGUGUCUGCCAAGAAUCUGAAAACUCUGCAGAAACGAGAUUCCUUUAUAGGAACGCCUUACUGGAUGGCCCCUGAGGUGGUGCUCUGCGAGACCAUGAAGGACACGCCGUACGACUACAAAGCGGACAUCUGGUCCCUGGGCAUCACGCUGAUUGAGAUGGCACAGAUCGAGCCCCCGCACCAUGAGCUCAACCCCAUGCGGGUCCUGCUCAAGAUCGCCAAGUCGGAUCCUCCCACGCUGCUCACACCCUCCAAGUGGUCCGUGGAGUUCCGAGACUUCCUGAAAGUAGCCCUGGAUAAGAACCCAGAGACCCGGCCCAGUGCUGCGCAGCUGCUGGAGCACCCCUUUGUCAGAAGCAUCACCAGUAACAAGGCUCUGCGGGAGCUGGUGGCCGAAGCCAAGGCUGAGGUGAUGGAGGAGAUAGAAGACGGCAGGGACGAGGGGGAAGAAGAGGACACCGUGGAUGCUGCCUCUGCCAUUGGGAACGACAAUCAGGACUCUUCGGAGGCGAAUCAGCAGGGCCUCAAUGCCAACCAACUUCAGGAAUCUGCUGCACCGCUGCCACCCAGCCAGCCUCAGGACAGUGUGAAUGGGCCCUGCAGCCAUCCUUCUGGGGAUAAAGCCCUCCAAGCUCCCUGCCCCCCGGAUGGAGCCCCUGCAAGUGAGAAUUGCCUACCUGUGCCUGUUCCCCUCCGGAAGUCCCGGCCAGUGUCAAUGGAUGCCAGAAUUCAGAUCGCAGAGGAGAAACAAGUCAAUCACCAGGCUGGGGACCUCAGUCCUGCAAGCAGCAGGUCCCAAAAGGCAAACCAGAGCCGGCCCAACAGCAGUGCCCUGGAGACCUUGGGCAGCGAGAAACUGGUCAACGGCAGCCUGGAGCUGCCCACCCAGUUGGUGCCAGGCCAUUCCAAGAGGGCCUCGGACUCAGGCAGUGUGUCCACCUGUGAGAGUAUAGACUACAACACCUCCCUGUCCACCGACCUGUCCCUGAACAGAGAGUCAGGCUCACUGUCCCUCAAGGACUCCAGGCUGCACAACAAAACCCUGAAGCGGACCCGCAAAUUUGUGGUGGAUGGCGUAGAAGUGAGCAUCACCACCUCCAAGAUCAUCGGUGAUGAUGAGAAGAAGGACGAGGAAAUGAGAUUUCUCAGGCGCCAGGAACUCCGAGAGCUUCGGCUGCUCCAGAAAGAAGAGCAUCGGAAUCAGACCCAGCUGAGCCACAAGCACGAGCUGCAGCUGGAACAGAUGCACAAACGUUUUGAGCAAGAGAUCAACACCAAGAAGAAAUUCUUUGACACAGAGCUGGAGAACCUGGAGCGUCAGCAGAAGCAGCAGGUAGAGAAGAUGGAGCAAGACCAUGCUGUGCGGCGCCGCGAGGAGGCCAAGCGGAUCCGCCUGGAGCAAGAGCGGGACUAUGCCAAGUUCCAGGAGCAGCUCAAACUGAUGAAGAAGGAGGUGAAGAGCGAGGUUGAGAAGCUUCCCCGGCAGCAGCGGAAGGAGAGCAUGAAGCAGAAGAUGGAGGAGCACACACAGAAGAAGCAGAUUCUUGACCGGGACUUUGUAGCUAAGCAGAAAGAGGAUCUGGAGCUGGCCAUGAAGAGGCUCACGGCAGAAAACAGGCGGGAGAUCUGUGACAAGGAGCGCGAGUGUCUCAGUAAGAAGCAGGAGCUCCUUCGAGAGCGGGAGGCCACCCUGUGGGAGAUGGAGGAGCACCAGCUGCAGGAGAGGCACCAGCUGGCGAAGCAGCAGCUCAAAGACCAGUACUUCCUGCAGCGGCACGAGCUGCUUCGCAAGCAUGAGAAGGAGCGGGAGCAGAUGCAGCGCUACAACCAGCGCAUGAUAGAGCAGCUGAAGGUGCGGCAGCAGCAGGAAAAGGCACGGCUGCCUAAGAUUCAGAGGAGCGAGGGCAAGACGCGCAUGGCCAUGUACAAGAAGAGCCUGCACAUCAAUGGAGGGGGCAGUGCCUCCGAGCAGCGUGAGAAGAUCAAGCAGUUCUCACAGCAGGAGGAGAAGAGGCAGAAGUCAGAGCGGCUGCAACAGCAGCAAAAACAUGAGAACCAGAUGCGGGACAUGGUGGCGCAAUGCGAGAGCAACAUGAGUGAGCUGCAGCAGCUUCAGAAUGAGAAGUGUCACCUCCUGGUAGAACAUGAAGCCCAGAAGCUGAAGGCCCUGGACGAGAGCCAUAACCAGAACCUGAAGGAGUGGAGGGACAAGCUUCGGCCACGAAAGAAGGCUCUGGAGGAAGAUUUGAACCAGAAAAAGCGGGAGCAGGAAAUGUUCUUCAAACUGAGUGAGGAGGCGGAGUGCUCCGUCCCCACCACGCCGAGCAAGGCCACCAAGUUCUUCCCCUACAGCUCUGCAGACGCUUCAUAACACCCUCGCUCUGUGCCAGUUUGAAUCCAGCCCCCGGCCCAGUGCCACCUGGUGUGCUCCACACGCCUGCCUGGUGCUCCUGACUUCUUGCUUGGUCGUGAAGGGCGAAGUUACUACGUGGCACCUUCCCCUAGUAUGUCCUCAUUGAGCGCCACAUCCUGUCAAGCUGUGCAUGACCUGGGAUCUCAGGGAGGUCAGGGGCCAGGAGGACUGGGUGUGCUGCGGCCCCCUUGUUUGCCAAAACACCGAUUUUACUGUCGGCACAGAGCACUGCCGAUAAAGUCGCUAUGGGCUCAUCCAUGUUGUGGUGCUUGGUUCUUUCUUGAUUCCUUGCAGUGUCAGACAGGAACCUUAGCAGCCAUUUCAGUUCCCAGCAGAGGCAGCUGGCAGCCAGCUGCUCUGGGGAUGUCCUUGCUCCCCAGGGUCUCCCAGCCUGCUUUCUACUUAAGCCAAGGCUGUGUGCAUGUGGGCGGAGGCGACAAAGGAGUGUUUGCUCUGCUGUAUUUGCACUUCAGGCCAUCCCCUGUUCCCUUCCCAGUGUGCAUUCACAGACACACACACAGAAGCUCUGCGAGGCUUGCCCUGAGCUGCACGUUAGGUGGAGCAGUUGGUGGGUGACAUGCUGGGUGUUGGCACUGAGGCCCAGGGAAGGCACAGGCUGUACUGCCAGUCUGCGACUUGUUCCAAUCCCCCCACAGAAGCCUGUGUUCAGGGAUGAACUCUUGCCACACAAGACUUCCGCAGCCCAGCCUGCUGUACCUCGCUGCGGCCCACUCAGUCUGCAGGCUCGAUGGGAAGGACCUUUCCCUUGGCCUGGCGCUCUGUCCAGGAGUGCACCUUACAGGGCUGACCAGGCCUGGCGGGCACUUGGCCUCUUUUGGAACAGAAGGCAUGGGGUGGGGGCAGUGUGUGGGACAGGAUGCUUCCUGCUGCUGGGAGGCUGGCUGAAGCAAAGCUUCUGGAGCUCAAUGGACUCCCUCCUGAGAUACUGAUCCUGCGGGCUGCAGAGUGUGUGUAAUGCAAUAAAAGCAAGUGCUCCAACAGCUUCACCUUGACUUCUAACUGUCCUGUGAAAGUAGGGUUUCUAGCUGGGUACGGGAGUGCAUACCUGUCAUCCCAGCUCUCAGGAAGCUGAGCCAGGAGGAUCAUGAGUUUGAGUCCAGCCUGAACUCCAUAGUGAGGCCCUAUCACCAAAAAAAAAAAAAAAAAAAAAAAAAGAACAAAAAGAAGUUUUAUAUAUAUAUAUGGUGUGUGUGAGGCUAUCUACUUAAAAGAAUCUACAGUGCUGCUACUGAUGGGCAUUAAGAGUCUAGUCACUGUUUUUGUUUUUCCUUGGGUUUUGUUUUGUUUGUGGUACUGGGUAUUGAACCCAGGACCUUCAUGCUGAGCUAUAUCCCCAGCCUUUUUUUUUUAAAUUUUGAUACAGCUAUCACUAAGUUGCCCAGGCUGGGGCUUAAAUGUGGGAUCCUCCUGCCUCAGCCUCCCAGCCUGACUCUGGAUACUGUUUUUGUGAGUUCAGCCUGGACUCCAUAGUGAGGCCUUCUGUCACCAAAAAAUGGUGAUAGAUGACAGACACCCAUGAGGACUUUGUCCUUCUCUGCUCCUGAAGGCUAGGGUUUAGUAUAUAGAACUUUGUCCUCCUUAAGCAAUCUUCUGGAAGAUUUCUCAGCACUGCUUAUAACCGGAUACUUCGGCAGGGAAGGGCAGCAGUCAAACAAGGAGAUGAGGACUUGGGUCUGGCAGAUCUUAAAACUGCAGUAAAGUAGCUCUCACGGGCAAGAGCAGGGGAUGGCAUGAUUCUCUUAGCUUAGCAUUUGGCAUGCCUGCUUCAGUAUUUGACCCAGGUGGGAUGGUUUCAGGUUUCACACCCAGGACACAAGCUGAACAGUUGUCACUUUCUCUUCUCUCUGGGGCACAGGUGCCAGCGGAAAUGUGAACUGGCAGUAGUUUAACUGCAGGACACACACCCAGUGACUCUGGGCAAGGCUACUUGGGUGGACGCUCAGGACCUUGUUUACAACAUCUUCUGCAGCCGCAGUGUGAGCAUGAGUAUUGGGGAGAUGCCAGUUGCAUGGUUCAGGAGAAAGUCUUGGAUCGUUCCUUUUUUGGCUUGUCACUUACUGUCCUGAGCCUUCACGGAGUUGUUUCCUGCUCAGCCACCUGAGCCUUGAUACCUGCCCUGUGCUUCUUUGGAUGGGCUCCGGCCAGGUUUCCCAGCCUCAGCUGACCUGACGUGCUGUGCCCAUCACUGAGAAGGCCACACAGUAUUCCAGGGCCCUGUGUGAAUAUUUUCUGUGGCAGGGACAGACAGAAAUGUUUCUCCCCAGGUCAUUUUUAGCAGAGUAAAUAUAAUUUAUAUUUUCUCUUUAUGAAGGAUAGAAGUUAUUUUUUAUGUAGUUACCAAACUUUACAUAAAACCUCUGUAAAAUGUUCUCUGCAAAGCUAACUGCAAGAAUGUAUAUAUGCUACUAAUAAAACAACAAAGCAGUU
Cavia porcellus (domestic guinea pig) is the source of this 5650-nucleotide messenger RNA. RefSeq names its product serine/threonine kinase 10 (gene Stk10). Bases 260 to 3160 code for a protein of 966 amino acids. Lineage: Eukaryota; Metazoa; Chordata; Mammalia; Rodentia; Caviidae. The record is from RefSeq and is a predicted model, not a curated record. Gene Ontology annotation, molecular function: ATP binding; protein serine/threonine kinase activity. Gene Ontology annotation, biological process: protein phosphorylation. The transcript has 19 exons.